This is a messenger RNA of Linnemannia hyalina, 471 nucleotides long. NCBI's taxonomy places the organism in Eukaryota, Fungi, Mortierellomycota, Mortierellomycetes, Mortierellales, Mortierellaceae. The record is from the annotation of a GenBank genome assembly.
AUGGCAUCAUAUCCCAAGAUGGUAGUAGAACCAGCUUCAAACUCUGAUCUAUCCGAAAAGGGUGCCCCAUGUCCCGAGGCACUACUCUCCCUUGCCGCCGGAUCGGCGGCGGUGACUGAACUGGCCCUGGUGAUUUCGCUCAUCUAUGUGGAUCGACUCAAGAAGGUGCUGAGUACCAUGGCCCGAGGCGAUCCAGAUACGCCCUUCAAGAUCAUGUUGUCGGCCUUGCUCGUCGUCAAGAAGUUCUUGGACGAAGACUGUGUAGGUCUGAACCGCCUCUUUUCAAGAAUCACCAACGGUCUGUAUACCCUCAAGGAUAUCAACACCAUGGAGCGAUCCUUCCUUGGUCUUCUCAAGUACAGCCUGUUCGUCACCGAAGAGGACGUUACUCAGUUUAUCCAAUGCCACCAAAAGGAGCUCCAGGGGUUGGAUAUCCUCAACACCACCUCAAGACCCGCUGUCGCCGCGUAA